This is a messenger RNA of Hibiscus syriacus, 501 nucleotides long. RefSeq lists its product as uncharacterized. Bases 1 to 501 code for a protein of 166 amino acids. NCBI's taxonomy places the organism in Eukaryota, Viridiplantae, Streptophyta, Magnoliopsida, Malvales, Malvaceae. The transcript has a single exon. The record is from RefSeq and is a predicted model, not a curated record.
AUGUCACCAUUCAAGCUAGUGUAUGGGAAAGUUUUUCAUCUCCCGGUUGAACAUGAACAUAAGGCGUACUGGGCCAUCAAGCAAUUGAAUUUUGAUUAUCAAUUAGUUGGGGAGCAGAGAUUACUAGAACUUAAUGAAAUGGAAGAAUUUAGAGCAGAAGCAUAUGAGAAUGCUAGGAUAUACAAGGAGAAAACCAAUAAGUGGCCUGACCAAAAACUGAUGCCAGGACAUUUUCAUAUGGGCCAACAAGUCUUGCUUUAUAACUCCAGGCUUAAACUUUUUCCUGGGAAGCUCAAAUCCCGAUGGUCAGGGCCAUAUGAGGUGUAUUAUGUCUAUCCACAUGGAGUUGUUAAUAUCAAGAAUAUAGAUGGGAAGAUCUCCAAAGUCAAUGGUCAGCGUCUAAAAGCUUGUAAUGGAGUUCCACCACCGCACAACAAGGCAGUUUUGCAUGACGCUGAAAAUUGCCCAGCUGAGAACCACAUUUCAAUGCCACGUCAUUGA